GGAUAAUCACUUUUAAAAAAGUGAUGAUUUUCGUAAAGCGUUUCAGUGUAGAUUGGGGGAAAGGAGAUGCGAGUUUGACGGCCAACUGUGCAAAUAUUGGUCGAGUAUAAUACAACUACAUGGCUUCCAGCUGAGGUCUCUGUCUUGAGCCGUCGAGUGAUCGAGAUCAAAAUGAGUUGGACGCGCUGACACGAACGAAGUUUCGUGAGAAAUGUUGUGAAAAUUUUGCUGUGAAUUCAUUUAACAUUAUUUUAUGGCGAGAGAAACAGGAUAUGUCUGACUAUGAGCGGAAGCGUUAGGAAUUUCACUGUUAUCCACAGGAUCAUAUUUUGGGUCUUGGUCGUCGUUUUGCAGCGUACAUCUUCCUACCCAUUUCCUCUUGCAUGGGGCUCCCCUUAUCUGAGCGCUGAACAUUACUGGCCAAUGGACAACAUAACGAAUGGAAUCCUCGAGGAUGUUAGAGGGGCAGCUCACACCGUCGUACAUGAAGGAAAGAUUGUGGUAGUACCUCAGCUGGGAUAUGCAUUGUCCUUGGAUGGAAUAGAUGACUGGGUGGAUACUGGUGGUUUUAACGCAGAUUGCGUGACAGAACCCUCAAGAUGUGAGAAUGGAUUUACAGUGACAUUUUGGCUCAAGGUUCAAGGAACUGGCUAUAUCUUCUCAUCAGGAUCUUUCACGAACAAAAGGAAUGGUCCAGGAUAUCAGCUAUAUUACCACCAGAGCUUGAAACGUUUUAAAUUUAUUCUUGAAACCAGAGAUAAAAAGUGGACGCUGUUUAUUCACGAAGAAGUUGGGCUGUGGACGCAUAUGGCCUUUACAUGGAGGGAACGGAACGGACUGGCGUAUUACGAGGAUGGAAAUUUGAGCUCGUUUACCGACAAGCCCGAAAUUGUGUCUGCGUUGCGCCAACAGAAUUACACACCUGUUAUCACACUUGCACGGCCUAGCAGCAGUUUGAGUCUCAAGAAAUUUGGAAAGUUUGAGAUUUCUCAGUUUGCCAUCUGGCAGAAAGAACUUUCAGCUGCAGAUAUUGCUGGAGUGUAUCAAGAUGGAGUUACUUAUGAUGCGAAAUUAUCCAUGUGUUGUUAUUUCAAAUCAGUGAGCCGUUGUAUGGAAAAUCCAUGUCAUGACCCUGAACAUUGUCGCAGAAUCAUGGAAUCUGCUGAGAAGUGCCUUUGCCCCGCUGUCAAUCUUGGCCUUAAAACUUGCAAAGCAAAGAUAACAGGUGAAUGUGAGGACAAGAGUAGAAGUUGCGACGUGUUCGCUAAACAAUCUGAAUACUGCAAACGAAGAAAAAUGCGAGAAAUUUGUCCGCAGUCUUGCAAUUACUGUGGUCCUUCGCGUCCUAUCACCACGCUAAAACCGACACUGAAGACUUCGUCGACGUUCAUGUCCAGAAUAUCUCGGAAAUCCCGCAAUCCCUCCACGGUGGUCCCGACUAACGGGAGUCCCGCGGGUGGUGGGAUAACUACAAACCCGACUUCACGGCCAAGGACUCCGACUACAGCCAGGAGAGGUAAAAGAGGCGAAUCUUGUGACGGACUGACGUGUGAGUACCAUGAUCGCUGUGUGAACACUUCGCAUGGUUAUGUCGAAUGUAGAUGCCCUCAACAUACUUGCCCUAACGGCAGAGAAAUCAUUUGUGGCACCGACGGCAAAACCUACCUGAAUAUGUGCGUUAUGAGGAAAGAAGUAUGUCGAGUACAGAAGCGGAUAGAGAAGAAACACGAAGGUCGCUGCAGCGGUGGACUAUUUCCCGAAGCAACGCAUUAUUUGCCAUUCAGUGACGUUUCUCAGGAUAAAAGGGUGAAGGAUUUACGAGGAAACAUCACCGGUGAUGUUAACAAUGGAGCGAAGCAGUCAACCGAUGAUCAAAUUGGAGAAGUACUGGCACUAGAUGGUGAGGAUGACUUCAUCGAACUGACGGGUUUCAAAGAGAAAUGCAUUGUGGACCCUUCUUCUUGCAAAGAAGGUUUGUCGGUGGCAUUUUGGAUAAAAUACAUCAAAGGUGAAUUCAUCAUUUCAAGUGGACAUUACACCUUAAGUUCGCUCGGCCCAGGCUACCGCUUAAUUUGUGAAAACUGUGGACCCCACUUGACGUCGUCAAGAAGAUUUGUUCUGGAACUUUCCAACCAUUCGCACAGGUGGAGAAUACUUCUCGACUCUCUUCCCAAAUGGUGGUUUCAUUUCGCCUUUACUUGGAGUCGAGAGCAUGGUCUGAAGUUCUACAAGAAUGGUAAAUUAGCCGUGAAGAGCCAAAAGCCGGAUUUUUUAAGGAAUGAAAGAAAUGCUAAAGACAAAAUGACUAUUGGAAAACCCAACUCCUUGACUAAGAUUUACUCGUAUGGAGGGUUCAGCAUCGGGCACUUUACUAUUUGGUCAUACGAGUUGUCUUGGGAUAAUGUUGAAUUGGCUUUUUUGUCUACUCUAACGGAGACAACGUCUUCAAUAAAAUGCUGUCAUGAAAUGAAAGCUGAUCCUUGCGUAAAGAAUCCUUGUCACAAUGGUGCAACUUGUCAGCGGUUGGAAGACACAUAUAAAUGUAUCUGCCCGGGCAUCAGCCUGAACGGAAUCUGCCCGCUUGCUCCUGUGCCUUGUGAAGACAAAAUCGCUCAUUGUUCCCAGUUCGUUCAACAAGAUGGAUACUGUAAGAACCACAGAAGAAAAAUGAGGAGCAUAUGUCCAAAAGCCUGCAACUUUUGUAAUGGAGGCUCCGAAAAACCAACACGCUCAACGCAAGUGUCGUCGUCCGCGAGUUUUAAAACGAAUGUUCGACUCUCAGAAGCAACACCACGCAGUCAAAUUGUGGGAGAAACACUUCAAAGUGAAAACCGCAGCGCUCAGAGUACAAGAGAAGGAGGUGAAAUUUCUAUUGAGUCAAAAGCAUCGUAUACGAAGCAUAGAUCAAAAAUGGCAUCCAUUUUGAGCUCGAAACCCGUAGAAGCAAGCGACAUGAGAGACAGCAGCCGCUCACGAUCAGGAUAUGAAAUGAUCAGCACAUUUGAUAAGAGAGUUAUCACUAGCACAAAAACAUCAUCUUCGUUCAGUGAUUUUACACCUAAAGGUACUACAACCCGAACACAUAGCAUGUCGACGGAUCUAAAGCUUCACAAAACUUCUCAACAUUCGUCAGCAUCCAGUUCACAUACCGCGGUCAUCAAAGAGUCUUUAUCAAUCACAAGUGUCACUACGUUUCAAGAUUCAAGUACCCCCAUUCCGAAAGUUUCAUCAUCGAUAACUCUUAUUAAAAGUACCGAUGAAUUGUACGCUAAACUCACUUCGACAUCAAGACAUGUCAAACACACGAACACACCAUCUCUGACAGAAAUGCCUGUGAAUUCCAUCAAAACUACAUCAAUAAUCUCGCUUCCCAUAGCAACAACUCAUUUUUCAUUUACCUCAGCUCAGACGUCGCUUUUGUCUACGGUCGCUGUGCAAGAGAAAGCUCCAUUAACUUGUAACAUAAAUAAUGUCACUUGCGUUUGUUUUAAUUGCGGUGAAGUGCGUCAAAAGGAAGGAAUCUGUUGUAUGGAUCUUGUCGACAAUAGGAAAACUCAACAAGGAGUUCACAUUAAUAUGAUUAACAUUACAGUUGAGAUCUUUUAUCCUAAAGUACAUGUCGUUUCGAAGAUUAUCGAAGGAGUGAUUUGGGAAUCGUGCAUGACGAACUCAUCCCUUUGCCUAGGUGAAGAAAAGUUCUUUGAGGCCAAACGUGUUCGUAAGAAGCGUUUGGCACAAAAUUUUUUCUUCAAUGACGACUCUCUGUCGGAUAUUCUAAGGAUAAAACGAGAUUCAGAAUCGGGUCAUCAUAGCUCACAAAUUCAUGCAUCAUCAGUUAAUAACGGAGCACUUCGUCCUGAUAUUAAACCCUCUAAAAUCAAUAUCACCCGGGUAGAUGUGAUAAUAUACAGUAUUUACUCCGUGGCCGGGAAUCCAAGUGCAGUUGGAACGGCCUUUUACGUCACGGUGACGUCACUUAACAAUGGAACCAAUCACACGCAAGUUCUUGAUGGCAAAGGUUUACUACAAAUUCUCAGGAACAAGAGAAAUGUUCUUGAGAAUAAAUUAAAUAUAACUAUUGACUCAUUCUCAGCUACCAUGUCAUCUAAAAGCUUGACGCCCGCUUCGACAUUGGUUCUUAACCCCUCUGCCCCAAGCAGGAACCUACAGACACCCUUACCCUUCCCUGAAGUUCCAACCUCCGCCGUGCAGGGAAGCACGGAUGGGGAUGACGACAAAGGUAUUUCCCAGGGCUUGCUCAUCCUCAUUAUCUCCGCAGCUAUCGGGGGCCUGGUACUACUCGUUGUUUUAUCCGUGUUCAUACUUACUCGCUUUUACAGACAAAGAAAAGGAGAGUUCGUACCAGACAAGAAUUACCCCACCCCUCACAGUAAACAAAAUGGUGAGGCAGUGGAUGUCGACGACGAUGUCGAUAACAUUGCGUCAUUUAAUGACGUCAUAGACCCGUCCACUCCUCGUAUCACAGAUGUUCCUCACAAACCCACCAGGGCCCAGUCUUCUUCAGGAGGGGGUCCAGGCGGCGCUAAAAAAUCAAAGAAGCCAAUGGGAGUAAAAGUCACAUAUAAACCACCCAAGUGGGACUAGUUGAUAAGGCAGAAAAUGUCAACGGAAUGCAAACGAAUACAGGUCAUGUUGCAGAGACAUUUUGCCCCCUGAAAGGAUUGGAAAUUUACAAACCAAACUCCGGUCAGCCGGACAGUCCCGUACAUCUCUAGAGAACGCUAACUUAGUUUACCAACCAUUCGGAGACGAGAACUUACGACCAUGUGACCAGAAUGGACCAAUCAGUGACGGGACGACAUUCAUUUUUUUUCACGCUCACUGCUUGUUGAUCCAUUUUGGUCUCGUGGUCGAAAUAAGUGAUUCUGAAUGGUUGGUAACUUGAACCAAUUACAGUGCCUUCGUUCUGCCUCCAAAUAACUUACAGUUUCCUUAAAGCUGUUUGCAGUCUUUUUUGAUGUUACGUACCAAUAAAUGCCGGGCAUUUUUUUUAUUAUUUCAUCAAAAUACGGGAUAAUUUCGACUUUGAAGGCAGACUUUUUAAUACAAAAAGAAGGGAAAGGGAAUGAUUUUGUUGUCCUUUUUGCUAAGCGAAUAUGCAAAAUGCCUAGAAUUUGAAUAAAUUAAACCACGAAAUU
Pocillopora damicornis (cauliflower coral) is the source of this 5159-nucleotide messenger RNA. RefSeq lists its product as uncharacterized. The record is from RefSeq and is a predicted model, not a curated record. Gene Ontology annotation, molecular function: protein binding. Gene Ontology annotation, biological process: cell differentiation; multicellular organism development. Lineage: Eukaryota; Metazoa; Cnidaria; Anthozoa; Scleractinia; Pocilloporidae. Gene Ontology annotation, cellular component: extracellular region.